Molecule: messenger RNA, 2907 nt
Organism: Thamnophis sirtalis
Lineage: Eukaryota; Metazoa; Chordata; Lepidosauria; Squamata; Natricidae
Source: RefSeq, a predicted model, not a curated record
UGCCUUUUGCUUUCUCUGCUUUCUCUGCAGUGCUGCUUAUCAUCCAAAACUUUCUUCAUCUUCUCGCUCCAAGUAAACCAUCAUGAGUCGUGUUUCCUAUCGAACAUCCUCCGGAGGAGCUAGCAGAGGCUUUACCUCCGGCUCUGCAAUUGUUGGUGGUAGCGGUGGUGGGAGAGGCAAUUUCAGCUCCUACUCGGUCUCUCGAGUUGGAGGAGCAAGAGCUGGAGGGGGUGGCGGCUAUGGAGUUGGCGGAUUUGGCAGCCGAAGCCUGCACAACAUGGGCGGAAGCAAGCGAAUUGCCUAUGGUACCGUUUGUGGAGGUCUAAGAUCUGGCUAUGGUGGAGGAUAUGGCAUUGGUGGAGGAUCUGGUUUUGGUUUUGGCAUGGGUGCAGGUGGAGCUGGCUAUGGCAUGGGUGGUGGUGGAGCUGGCUAUGGCAUGGGUGGGGGUGCUGGGGGUUUUAUGGUAGGUGGACCAGCCUUUGUAAGAGGUGGUCCAGGUUUUCCAGUUUGCCCCCCUGGUGGCAUCCAAGAAGUGACCAUCAACCAGCAACUCUUGCAACCUCUCAAUCUUGAGAUUGACCCAGAGAUUCAGCGAGUGCGUUCUCAAGAAAGAGAACAGAUCAAGACACUCAACAACAAAUUUGCCUCCUUUAUUGACAAGGUCCGAUUCUUGGAGCAGCAAAACAAAGUCCUUGAGACCAAAUGGGACCUCUUACAACAGCAAGGGACUCAAGUUCGGCAUCACAACAUUGAGCCUCUUUUUGAGGGAUACAUCAACAACCUCAGGAGGCAACUUGAUUCUCUAGUAAAUGAACGGGGAAGACUGGACUUGGAGCUGAGGAACAUGCAAGACAUGGUGGAGGACUUUAAGAACAAAUAUGAAGAUGAAAUUAACAAGCGAACAGGUGCAGAGAAUGAAUUUGUGGUGCUCAAGAAGGAUGUGGAUGGCGCCUACAUGAAUAAGAUUGAACUUGCUAGCAAAUCAGACUCACUGAAUGAUGAAAUUGAGUUCUUGAAAGCACUGUUUGAAGCGGAAUUAAGUCAAAUGCAGCAGCAAGUGUCAGAUACCUCUGUCGUAUUGUCCAUGGACAACAACAGAAGCCUGGACUUGAAUAGCAUAAUUGCUGAGGUCAAGGCGCAGUAUGAAGAUAUUGCCAACAGGAGCCGGACUGAGGCCGAAUCAUGGUAUCAAACCAAGUGUGCCAAACUUCAGGCAGCCAUUGCUGAGGCUGAAGAUCGUGGUGAACUUGCCCUCAAGGAUGCUAAGCAAAAGCUGAAUGAAUUGGAGGAAGCUUUACAAAGAGCCAAACAAGAACUUGCCCGGCAACUCAAGGAAUAUCAGGAGCUCAUGAAUGUCAAACUGGCCCUCGACAUCGAGAUUGCCACCUACAGGACGCUGCUAGAAGGAGAAGAAAUCAGACUGCAAGAAGGCGUUGGAAAUGUCAGCUAUUCUGUAGUCAGCAACACCACUACCACUGGAUAUAGUGGUGGAAGUGGCCUGUCCGUGGGAGGAGGUUUCGGCGCAGGAAGUGCUGGAGGGUUCGGAGGAGGAUACGGAGUUGGAGUCGGUGGCGGUGGCGGUGGCGGCAGUGGCUACGGCAUUAGCGGUGGCAGCAACUAUGGAGGAGCCGGUUAUGGUUCAGGGUUCGGCAGCGGAGGUGGGAGCAUGUACAGUAGUGGAGGAGGUCGCCAUUCCUCAGGUGGUGGAGGAGGAGGUUCCAGUGUAAAAAUUGUAUCAAAAACCAGUACAAGCAGGAAAUCUGCCUACUAAAGUUGAGUCCUCUCCUCCUCCUCCUCCUCCUGAAUGACAAUUCGCUUCACCAUGCACAUCAUGCCUGUCGUGUAAAUAAUGGCAAGGGAAAACAAAACCAAAAAAAAAUGCGCUUUUCCUCUCUGACACUUUCACCUUUUCCAUCAAGGCCUAGCUCUAACAUUAGCCUGGAUAUCUGCAUCCACAUCCAAUACACUCGAUCUGUUCCUCUGUUGGAACUUGACCUGUCAUGGCUGAAACACAAGUUUCUCCACCUGGCACAGCUUUAGCAGGGAGGCCACAGUUGGUUCACAGAAGGAAAUGCAACCCCAUUAAGCGAACCGUUUGUGGAAUUGUUUCAAGAAGGGCCUCAGAUCAAGAGAGUCUCUAUGUAGAUCAGAGAGAGGGUUGUGAGCAGGUAUACAAAAAGAAGGUCUGCGGUAUCCCAUUCCAACGUUACUUCUCCAAUUGCGGCAUCAGCCAUUCAAUGAAUAUCAGAAAUCCAAUGGGUGUAAAUCUUGUGCCAAACAUUUCUCUAACAAAACCGGUUUCUGCAACCCAGCCUUAUUCACCUACAUCAGUGUCUUUUAUUUUGUGCAAGAGACAUUCCAGUUUGCCAGCUAUUGUACUCCUGGGUAUGUGCAAAAUAAGGGGGGGGGGGGACAUGCAGAAAACCAGUAAUUGUGAACACCUUUUUUGUUUUUUUGAUACAAUGUGUUAGCUCUGAUAUUUAAAAAAAGAUUAAUGAGGGUUUCUAGACUAGCAAACUUCAUGGGCUUGUCUCAUUCCAAACAACAUUUCUGAUCUUUUCUCCUUUUUGAGCAUAUUCUUUGGGUUUUCAGAUGGAGUCUAUAUGAAGCUACAAACUAUUUUAACCAUGCACUCUUCCGAAGUAAAUUAGCUUUGAGACACAAAUGAUCUGUUCUCUUGCAAUGUUCUGCAAUGUUAUGUUUCCACACAGGGUGUUUACCGGUAUGUUUCCACAGAUGAGUACUCAUUCUCAUUCUUUCUCUCUUCGUCACUUCUUUUCUUCCUUUCUUCAAUGUGAAAGCAAUAAUGGAAAAGGUGAUUGUUUCUGCUGCUGUUAUUUUAUGAAUUGUAAUGCUUGAUUCUACGCAAGUCUGCAUGACAAAUAAAGAGCAAUUUUAAUUUUUGAA